AGUGACUUUAAAGAUUAGCCUUUUUGGCUGCCUGGGCUGUAUCUUCGGUGCAAGGCUAGUGGGUGUGAUCCCCCCCUCCUCCCUCCCCUCUCCGGUUGGUUGACUGAGGUUGUCGAGCUUCCUAGCCGUAGCCUGCGUUCCUGUAGGGCUGCUCCUCGGAAAACUAACGCUAGCUGGCUAGCUAGUUAGUAAGCUAGCGCAGUGGUCGCCCGUUGAUGCGUGGAUCGGAGGUGUACGCCGUCUUGCUUUCCAGUCAAUGCCAAAACGCAAACACAAAUUGAAACAGAUCAACAAGUGCCCUGGUAGCUGGAGUAAGGUAAUUGAAAAAGCAGAAUAAAAUGAGUGAACUGGACCAGUUACGCCAAGAGGCCGAGCAGCUCAAAAAUCAGAUCAGAGAUGCCAGGAAAGCAUGCGCAGAUGCCACGCUAUCACAGAUCACAGCUAAUAUUGACCCCGUUGGUCGAAUCCAGAUGCGUACAAGACGAACGCUGCGGGGUCAUUUGGCUAAAAUCUAUGCCAUGCAUUGGGGAACAGAUUCCAGGCUCUUGGUCAGUGCCUCUCAAGAUGGCAAACUCAUUAUUUGGGACAGCUAUACCACAAAUAAGGUUCACGCCAUCCCACUUCGAUCUUCCUGGGUCAUGACUUGCGCAUAUGCACCUUCAGGAAAUUAUGUGGCCUGUGGUGGCUUAGACAACAUCUGCUCCAUUUACAACCUGAAAACACGUGAGGGGAAUGUACGUGUGAGCCGUGAGCUCGCUGGACAUACAGGAUACCUGUCCUGUUGUCGCUUUCUUGAUGACAACCAGAUUGUUACAAGCUCUGGAGAUACCACUUGUGCACUUUGGGACAUUGAGACUGGCCAGCAGACAACAACAUUUGCUGGACACACAGGUGAUGUCAUGAGCCUGUCAUUGGCCCCUGACUCACGGUUAUUCGUCUCUGGUGCUUGUGAUGCCUCUGCUAAACUCUGGGAUGUUCGAGAGGGCAUGUGCAGACAGACGUUCACUGGCCAUGAGUCUGACAUCAAUGCCAUCUGUUUCUUCCCUAAUGGCAAUGCCUUUGCCACGGGCUCUGAUGAUGCCACCUGCAGGCUGUUUGAUCUGCGUGCUGAUCAGGAAUUAAUGAUCUACUCUCAUGACAAUAUCAUAUGUGGCAUCACCUCCGUUGCAUUUUCAAAGAGUGGCCGUCUCCUUCUGGCGGGAUAUGAUGACUUCAACUGUAACGUGUGGGACACACUAAAAGCUGACCGGGCUGGUGUGUUGGCCGGACAUGACAACCGCGUUAGCUGCCUGGGAGUUACUGAUGAUGGUAUGGCAGUUGCAACGGGAUCCUGGGACAGUUUUCUGAAGAUCUGGAAUUGAAGAUUGAAGGUUCUUCUUUUAUUAUUACGAUGUUCUUUUAACUCCAAAGUUGACUGGAAGACCAUUACAACUUCAGAAUGUUCACAGCAUCUUCUUCAACACUGUUUAAACAGACUUGGACACCACAAAAACGAAGGGAAACCAAUGCCUUUCCUACACAAAGAAGAGCACAAUUGUUUAUCACCUAGUUAAGAAAGGAUCUCCUGUGGUAUCAAAUCAGAAACUUGUGCAUUCCUUCUUGGACCAUUUUAUGUUACCUUGAAAGAGAAAACAACACUAUCAUCCCAUGCAAAUGUGUGCGUCUUGAAAGCAAAUGUUGGAGUGUAAUUGUACAAAUUAUUUAACUUUUUUCUUUCUUUUUUUUUCUUUUUUUUUUUUAAAGAAUUCUAUUCCGAUGUUUUGUUAUUCUCGAUGGCUUUCUUUUUGUCAUACUUCUUUAGUGGUUUUAGAUAUGUUUGAAUUACAGCUUGUCUUUCUAAUCCAGUUAAAUCAUAUAAGACAGAUGAGAGAAAACAUGCAGCAAGUAAUGCAAGUAAAAGCUUGGAUCAUAUUACACGAGCAGCUUUCAAAAUGUCCAUGAUGUAUUUAUAUACUAGCUGUUUUUGUUUCAUCACAGCCUUUUGCACAUGAAGAAGCUUUGCCUCUCAACUAAUACUAUGUUAACUAACCAAGCACAUGCUAUAAGUUAUGAAUGCUCAUUCCAGUACAAAAGGAGUUAUUACGAGUAACUUAUCCAGUUAACCCCCUUAAUUCUUGUACAUGCCUUUGACUUUGGGUGGGACAGGGUGGGGUAGCAAGCUAGGUGCUGAAAUUUGGGGCAUGGCUGGAUUUUAUUAUAUGGUUGGGAGGGAGGGGGGGUUGUGUUUAGUAUCCACUUUGAGCGAAACACCUCACCUGACUAAAUAGACACUUCCUUUGCUUGGGACUGCAGUUGCAACUCUGUGAAUGAAAUGUACAAAUCAAUGUCUGAAAAUAAUGGUCUGAUGUUUUAAGUUAAGACAUUUAAUUUUGUCUGCCAUGAGUUAAUUUAGAUGUGCAUGCUGUAGACUUGCUUUCAAUGGUGCAAAAUCCUAGAUUUUCUUUUUUUUUUAUCGUUUGUUUCUGAAAAGGAGAGUAACCUGUUGAUUGAACUUAAUAGAAGCCAAAUUUUCUUUGGCUCAAAUUCUGCAUACAUCAUGUACUAAUACUGGUAAUGCUAUGCACCAGAGUGAGCAAGAAUGGAGAAAGACUUAAUAUUGACUGCAUACUUAGUGUAAAUUAUGCUUACCAGUUCUAUUGAUGCCAAUUUUUGUAAUAAUUAUAACAAUCAGUGUGAGAAUUCUAUCCUUGAAGUCCUUUUUCUCUCCUUCAAAUCUUCACACUCAAUGGAACAAAAACGUCCUCACAUACUGUCCAUACUAAAAACUUUUGUACAUUUUUUUUUCUUGGUCUUAAAUUGAAAAUCAGAGCAUCUGAAUGACAACAUUUCACUGUAUACAGAAGCACUUUUGUUAAAGUUGUGACAUAUUUUCACUUUUCUUUUUUUCUGCGAUGAUGUACAAUAAAUGUGAUGUAUUCGUGUGUGGCCACAAGUGAAAAUGCAAUUCAACUGAGAUGGAUUCCCUUUUCUCUUUCCAUUAAUAUUAUAGAGCUCUGCACCCUUAUGUACCUUUUCACUUUUUGUAUUUCAUUUCAGUCUGUUGGUGUUACACGGUGAGCUGGAUGCAAGAUAGAUACUGUACUAAAUUGUACUGUUAUUGAUUGAAAAAUGUAAUAAAACGCUGUUUGAGAUCUCC
Molecule: messenger RNA, 3136 nt
Organism: Plectropomus leopardus (leopard coralgrouper)
Lineage: Eukaryota; Metazoa; Chordata; Actinopteri; Perciformes; Serranidae
Gene: gnb1b
Product: guanine nucleotide binding protein (G protein), beta polypeptide 1b
Biological process (GO): signal transduction
Molecular function (GO): protein binding
Source: RefSeq, a predicted model, not a curated record